CAAAAAUCGUGGCAGUGUUGGUGAGAAUAUCUAAAUUCUUUCAAUUAACAUUUAUAUCUAUAAAUUUAGGCGGAUAUUUUCUGGCUGGCCGUUCAAUGCAUUUCAUACCGGUAAUCAUUUUUACAAUAUAUCAUAUUUGUUUUCAUUUAUAGUUGUAGGUUGGUGCUUCAUUAUUUGCAUCAAAUAUCGGUAGUGGUCAUUUCAUUGGUUUAAGUGGAUCUGGCGCUUCAAGUGGUAUCGCUGUUGCUGGCUUUGAAAUCGGUGCAGUAUAUAUGCUUAUGAUACUUGGAUGGUUAUUUGUACCAGUUUAUAUGAAAGCAGAAGUAUUUACAAUGCCUCAAUAUUUAAAAAUGCGUUUUGGUGGUGAACGUAUACGUGUUUAUUUAACAUGUCUUGCAUUGAUGUUAUCAAUUUUUACGAAAAUAUCUGUUGAUCUUUAUUCCGGUGCUGUUUUUCUUCAACAAGCACUUAAUUGGAAUCUUUAUGUAUCAGUUAUUGCUCUUAUUCUUCUUGCUGCUUUUUUUACUGUUGGUGGUGGUUUAACAGCAGUUAUUUGGACAGAUUUUAUUCAAACAAUAAUUAUGAUUAUAUCUGCUUUUAUUCUUAUGAUUAUUAGUUUUAUGAAAAUUGGUGGUCUUCAACAAGUACGAAUUCUUUUUCCAUAUGCAAUUGCUAAUACAACAUUACAUAAUACAACAGAAUGUGGUGUUCCAAAUGAAAAUUAUUUUUCAUUAAUUCGUCCAUUCGAUGCCGAUCUACCAUGGUUUGGUUUAAUAUUCGGAUCAGCAGUUGUUUCUGUAUGGUAUUGGAGUUGUGAUCAAGUAAUUGUUCAACGAACAUUAGCAGCAAAAAAUUUAACACAUGCAAGAGCAGGAUGUCUUUUUGCAGGAAUUUUAAAAUUUUUACCUUUAUUUCUAAUGAUAUUUCCUGGUAUGGUUGCACGAAUACUUUUUCCAGAUGAAAUCGGUUGUGCUGAUCCAGAUGUUUGUUAUCAAGUUUGUGAAAGUCGAAAUGGUUGUAAUGAUAUAGCAUAUCCUCUUCUUGUACUUCGAUUAAUGCCCAAUGCAAUUCGAGGUUUAACAUUAGCAUGUAUGAUUGCUGCUCUAAUGUCAUCAUUAACAUCUAUAUUUAAUUCAAGUUCAACAAUAUUUACAAUUGAUAUAUGGCAACGUUUUCGUAAAAAUGCGCAUGACUGGGAAUUAAUGAUUGUUGGCAGAGUUUUUGUAAUGAUUCUUGUGGCUAUUUCAAUUCUUUGGAUUCCAAUUAUUCGAGCAGCACAAGGUUCGAGAUUAUUUGAUUAUAUUCAAGCUGUUCAAUCAUUUUUAGCUCCUCCUGUUGCUGCUUGUUAUCUAUUAGGUGUACUAUGGAAACGUAUAAAUGAAGAAGGAGCAUUUUGGGGUCUUAUAUCAGGUUUAUUUGUUGGUAUGGUUAGAUUUAUAUGGGAAUAUUCAUAUACAACAAUGCCAUGUCAAUUGGAACAUCUCGAUAAACGUCCAUCAAUAAUUCGUUUUAAUUUCUUAUAUUUUUCUAUUCUACUUUUUCUUAUAUCUGCUAUUGUUACAAUUGUUGUAAGUCUUCUUACAAAACCUAUUCCAGAUAAAUAUAUAUCGGGUUUAACUGCAUUUGAUCUCGAUAAUCCUGACAGACCCAUUGAAAUUCCAACACAAUCUGGUUGUAUGUACAAAGCAAAUACAGAUGAUAAUGAUGAAGAACAGCAACCAUAUUCAUUUGUAGAUCACAUAGAAAAAAUUCCAACUGACACAGAACAGAAAACAUUACAUUUUUUUGAAACAAGUGAUUCAAGUGGAUUCGUUUUUUAUUUAAAAACUGCUUUUGCUUGGAUUUGUGGAUUGGAAAAAAAUAUGGAGCUUGAUGAACAAUCAAUACGUUCAUAUGAUAGUACAAGUAAUCGAAGAAGUAUAAGUAUUACGACUGAAUCAAAUAUUUCUUCAUGGCAUAGUCAAUGUUCUUAUG
Adineta steineri is the source of this 1974-nucleotide messenger RNA. Lineage: Eukaryota; Metazoa; Rotifera; Eurotatoria; Adinetida; Adinetidae. The record is from the annotation of a GenBank genome assembly.